UGUAUAACAACUUACUGUCAAAUGUGUACGAAUAAUUCUAAAAGUAGGCAACUGUAUUAUUUUUGCAAUUUCAAUGCUCAAUGGAUGGCUUUCGCAUACGAUCGAUAACUAAAAAAGAUCUGCCAACACUUCAUAAACUUAUUAUAGAUGGUUGGUAUGAAUACCAGUUUGAUGCCGGUAGAAUUUCAAUAUUCAGAAAUUGGAAAUUGCAAGUUCGGGUAUUUCUAGUUGCAAUGUUAUCAUCUUCCAUCCUGUUCCGUGAGAAUUGUUUCAUGACAUUCAUUACGUUUUGGCUGCUUGAAAAUGUGUUUUUGUUUCUAGCGGUGAUAUAUUCAUAUCGUCGAAGUAUAAAGAACUACAUUCCAGAAAGUAUGGAUGAGGCACAUUACAUCACAAAACCUCUUGGAUUUUGGGUUGGUGAAACUCAUAAGGAAGGACAAUGGAAAAUAGUUGGAUGUAUAGCGCUUUACAAAAUGGGAGGCGGUGUAGCAUCAUGCAGUGCUGCAGUGUCAUUAGAAAGAAUGAGUGUUACGUCCAAAGUAAGAGGACGUGGAUUUGGAUCCAAACUUUUACAGUAUGCUAUCAGUCAAGCUUCCAACAUGAACUUCCGUGAAAUAAUUCUGGAUACAAGUGAUGUUCGAGUUCCAUCUGUUAAACUAUAUUUGAAGCACGGUUCGAAGUUAUAUCCACGGAGCCCAUGGCCAAUCCAUUUGGAUUAUUAGAUGUAACGAAUUUGAUAAUGAAAAAGAGACUCACAAUAUUUUGAUAAAUUCGAUAUUCCUUCAUAACCUAACUACCAGUUGUGAUUAAGGUGUUUUGUCGUACCUGUAUUCAUUGUGUUCGUUCAUAAUCUACCCACUAGUUGUCGCUAAUGCACCAUCUACAUAUCCCAAAAAUCAUUUCGACUCUCUUCGAGAUGUAGUCUAAUAUUAUCAUCAUUUCAUUCAAUUACCAUGGCUUGAAAUGUUGUUUUUGAUAAAAAUUGGGUAUCACUAUAUUUUCGUACCAUAGUCAAUAAUUACGUCACUGUAAAAUAUGAACUUGGAGCUUCAUUCAAUUAGCAAACCAGAACAUAAGACGUCCCAGCGCUAUUCAGUCUGAUAUACAACAGCCAGUCAACAUUAAAGCGAGUGCAAAGCAGGAUCUAUUUACUAUAACAAAAAAAAGCCAACACUCUUAUUGUCAUCACAGUAGUUGGAGUCUGCUUGAGUUAGACUGAUAAAGAUUUAACUGACAAGCAUAAUCAACUAACGCGUGCAAAAUGAAACAUCUGUACUUCAUUCUAUUUUGCAUUGCAGCAUUUGCAAUCUUUCAAACACUUGCAGUGAAAUAUUGCAAUGGUUUGAAUUGUCCAUAUGUGUGCUGCAAUGAAGCAUUCACAACAGAUUAUUAUUGUACAGAUCACGACGAAUCGAACGGGAUUGUAGACUGUAACUAAGACGAUUUUAGUGACCUGCAAGCACAUUGGUUUCCUACCAAUAAUUUGAGAAAUAAAGGAUUAUAAAGCAUA
Molecule: messenger RNA, 1510 nt
Organism: Styela clava
Lineage: Eukaryota; Metazoa; Chordata; Ascidiacea; Stolidobranchia; Styelidae
Molecular function (GO): N-acetyltransferase activity
Source: RefSeq, a predicted model, not a curated record